CACUUCCGUCGAGCUGUAAAAUCUGGAAGGAUGCAGGAGGUUUAGCGUUUCCACUAGUUACCACAGCUACCGAGUCGAAAAUGGACGAUAUCGUAAAAAUUCGACUUUUGGGCUAAAUUUACGGUUAGGCGUAAGGUUAGCAGUGUGGUUAAGGUUAGGUUUCAAAUCAGAUUUUAAGAAGAAAAAUGUUAGUAAUGGGCGAGGUGUAGCCAUAAUUAUGACUUUGUGGUUGUGGUAACUAGUGACGACCAGAGGCUUAAUGUACAGCCAGAGAUACUCCUUUCUCUACUUUCUCUGGGACAGUUUAUAUGUGACAAAAUGUCGAUGACUACUCUGCAGAAGGUUACUCUGAUUUCCUGCUCUGUCCUCUGUGUUUCGUUAUUCCUUCCCAAAAUGCUUUUACCGAGAGGGAAGAAGGAUGUAGGGCAGCCCGAGGUUGGUCCUGGGUAUUAUCCUCCCAUGAUGCAUCGCCUACAGAUGCCAGAGGAGGGCCUCGGACAGUGGAUGGAGGGGACUCAUGGCUCUGGGCCCCACAGCCCUGAGAUCCUGGCUAAAGCCAAAGGCAUGGGCACACUUCAGAUCCGAGGAGCCACUAAAUCCAAUCUGAUCAGCCAGGCCAUUCCCAUCUACGGAUUUGGAAUCCUACUCUACAUCCUCUUCAUCAUAUUUAAGAUGACAACUAGGCCUAAAGGAAAAAUUACUAAACUGGUAUGCCGAUUUCCUACAAUGUCAUCUGAAGCUUGGCAGAAGAAGAGGACAGAUGAUGAGCUGGCCCAGCUUCAGGAGAAGCUGCUGGAGACAGAGAGAGUGAUGGAGAGAAUCAUCUCCAGAAGGAGCAGCACUCCUGACAGCAGGACUAGCAGCAAGGUUAGAAGAGCAUCAAAGCAGGAGGAGAAGUUACUGCGGAAGCUGAGCAAGAUCAGCCGGGUGAUGCAGGAGGUACGACUGAUGGAGGGGGCCACACCUGAGAUGGAGGCUGAGAUGGUGCCCUACACAGCUGACUGGGAGGGCUACCCUGAGGAGACCUACCCCCAGUAUGAGGAGCCCGGUGGCAGACGCAGCAGCAGUUAUGACCCCAUCACCAUCCAGGUGGAGCCUGCUGCUGACUCAGAGAUACCCACUGCUGAGGCCCUGGCUGAGGAGGUGGUAGAUGAGGAGGAGGAGGAUGACACGGAGGAGGAGGAGUUGCAGGUCUGCCUGCCCCCGCCACUUGAAGGAGGAUUGGAAGAAAAGAGUAGUAGUCCCAGCAGAGUAAAAAAGCAAAUCAGAUUCAGCGAUCACAAAGAUGUGUUUCACUACCCUAAGCAGGAUACGGUCUAUGAAUAUAGGUAUGAAGAGGUGAAAGAGGAGGAGAAGGAAGAAGAGGAUGAGGAAGUUGAAGAAGAGAAGGAGGAGGAAGAGGAGCAAGUGGAUGAGACAGAGGAAGAAGUAGGUGAUGAAGAAGACCCACUGAUGGAGGCAGAGGCUCUCCGUUUUAGUUGUGAUGUCUGUAGUAAUCCAGAGGCAGAAGCAGAAGAAGAAGAGUACAUUCUACUGUCUCAGUCUGAAGAGACAGACAGCUUCGCCCCACCAGAUAUGGCUGGGGAGCUGGGGAUUGGGAGUUUUCUCAGGAUGAGGAACAGGAGAGAGACAUAGUGGGCAGAGUCAAUAAGGAAACUAGCUCAUCAUAAACUCCCUAGCCCUUUUACCUUACUGAGUGUUUUGAAUAUUCCCAAGAAUGUACCUCUCCUUAUGCAAAUCCCCGUUUUCUAUCCUGUCUCCUUGCGUCCCAAGACAAGAUGAAUGGGUGAAUUUUGUGAUCCUACCUAAUACCCUAAUAUUCAUGCUGCUUUAAAGAAAACCAUUUACCUACAAUUCACCAUGUCCUUUGAUGACAGACAUCAAACUAUCUGACUCUAACCUUAUUCUAAUAUGGCAGUCAAGCAUUGUAGACCCUGGUAUCCUCUGGGAUAGAUUGUAAACAGAGAGAGCAGGACCCACAUUAAUAAUCUACCUCUGUUUACUCAUUUAAAUCCAGCUUUUGUAUCUCAAAUCUAUUAAAAGUGGACAUUCUAUUAAAAGGUAAUAUAAAAAUUCAAACCAGCAACUAUUAAGCCCAGAAUGUAUCCGUAAUAAAAAAUGAAUUGUCCAUGAGUUGGAUCUGAAUCUCCUGUUUUCCUGUUGAAUACACUGUACUACCACUGUCCUCGGACACUGUCCACUGUCCUAGCAGUCUAUUGUCCUUCUAUGACCAUAUCAUCACUUCAUACACAUCUCAGGGGUUCAGUCAGAGUAUACAUGAGUAUAUGUGAGUAUACAUAGUGCUGUGGGUGCAUGUGACUUGUUUGACUAAUGACAGGUUUGACUCAUUGGAGUUUUAUUUUUUUCAUAAUCAGAACUGUGUGUUUACAAACACUGUAUAUUGAACAAUGUACACAUUUUACAUUACAGUGAACCAAUACUAUACACACUCAGAAUGAAAGGGCCUUGUUUCUUGGACACAAAGAAACUUGAUAUGAAAAGCACAGUAUUUUUUCUGCAAGGAUCUCAGCAGUUUGCCUAAAAAUUCAGAAGAGUUAGAACACAUCACUAAGAAACAGGAAUAUCAUGGUUGAUUAAAGACCCUUUUUCAUAACUUGCAUUGAGCUGCCUCGGAGAUUGUUUGCCUUCAUUUUACAGUUAAUAUCCAUAAAAUAUAAAAUAGUUUCA
Messenger RNA from Oncorhynchus kisutch (coho salmon), 2688 nucleotides. RefSeq names its product RIC3 acetylcholine receptor chaperone a (gene ric3a). Lineage: Eukaryota; Metazoa; Chordata; Actinopteri; Salmoniformes; Salmonidae. The coding region runs from base 319 to 1635 and encodes 438 amino acids. The transcript has 6 exons. The record is from RefSeq and is a predicted model, not a curated record. Gene Ontology annotation, cellular component: neuronal cell body; neuron projection; intracellular membrane-bounded organelle. Gene Ontology annotation, biological process: synaptic transmission, cholinergic; protein localization to cell surface.